AUGGGUAGGCCAAAGAAUGAAACGAAAUGGGAACAAAUUGAAAAAGCUCUUUUGUUACAUAAAGAUAGCAUUAUAAGGGAUUGUACAAUAGUUCCCAGAACUGAUGAAAUAUGGGCUGUAAUAUCGAAUCAGAUAGCCAACGCCGCUUCAGCUUAUUCAUUGUGGACCAGCGUGAAAAAAAACUAUAACAAUAUACAGAACACUUUGAAAUUACCGCCUAUUCAGCUUUCCUGCAAUGGUGCAAACGAAACUUUGGAAUUCGCUUAUAGUUCUGACGAGGAUGUGGAGCAGUGUAGUCCGGACCGUGAAAACCACCCGGACUGUGAUUAUGAGAAUUUUGAUUUUGACAAAAAACUUUUUUCGGUUAAUCUUACGAGUGAUGAAUUCAUGAAUUUAUUGCCGCAUAAGGAAAACUAUAAAAGAACGGGUGCCAUGAAUGAAUCAAGGAAAUCGAACCAACGACAUUACAUAGUAUUUCAGCAGCGGCAUUGGACUCGUCUUUUGUAUAAUAAAUUAGAUCCACAGUUACGAGCCCUGCAGAUACCUUGUUCAAUUAUUUUCAAAAGAAACAAAUUUUAUGCUAGUGGCGUUAAGAAUUAUGCAACAAUGGAGGCAAACUGCAGAGAAUGUGGUGCAGAUUUCUUGUGCAUAAUAAAGGAUCUUCCUGAGGAAGACCAUAAUACCAGAAUAGAUGUGUUUAUGAAAAAGGAGUGUUUGAUAUCGCACAAACAUGACAUGGUUAGGCCUAUAAGUGACGCAUUUAGGCAGCAAAUUAGUCAAAAAUUGGUUGACACAAACAUUGCUCCCAGUCAAUAUCGUAGACUCAUGGCUGCCAAAAGUAAAAUUGAUGGUCCUGUGCCAAAAUUGGGUGCCCUAAGGCAAGCCAAAUAUGAACUUGUGAAAAAACAGCGUUUAGAUAAUGAUCCUAUUAUGGCAAUUUGGAAAAUGAAAGUUGAAUCGAAUUACGCAGGUGCCAUUCAAAAUAUUGGCUUGGAUCCGUUUUUCGUUUAUUUUUGGGAUAAUACACAAAUUCACGCAUACAAUAAAUUUUGUGAAUCUGAAUAUUCUAAAAUCUGUGUAGAUGCCACAGGCGGAGUGGUACAUAAGAUAAAAAAAACCACAUAA
Molecule: messenger RNA, 1125 nt
Organism: Brassicogethes aeneus
Lineage: Eukaryota; Metazoa; Arthropoda; Insecta; Coleoptera; Nitidulidae
Source: the annotation of a GenBank genome assembly